GAGAGAAGCAAGAAAAAAAAAAGCCAAAGAAACCAAAAGGAAGGCAGGCAAAGUAAACCAACCCAAGCAAGGGGAUCUCUCGAAUCUCCCCAUUCCAGGGGCCUCGUCUCCUCCUCCUCCGCCUCCGCCUUGUAGGGUUUCGCCGCCGCCGCUGCCGCCGGCGAUGGAGCCACCGGCGGGAGGCUCCUCCGAUCAUCGCCGGGGUGCCGGGACCGGCGCGGGCGCCGGUGGGGCCGCCUCGCCGUCGGGCCUCCGCCGCUACGGCUUCAGAUUCUCCGCCUCCAGCCUCCUGCAGGCCCCGCUCGCUGCGCUGCUCGAGUACUCCGGCGUCGUCCCCUCCGGCCCCGGCGCCCCGCAGGCGGGGCCGCCCUCGGCGCUGUCGUCCUCGCCGUCUUCUUCGUCGUCGUCGUCGGAGGCCGAUGGGCUGCUCUCCGCGGCCGCGGCUGGGGACGGGGAGGUCUCGAUCCGGAUCCAGGGCGGCCCCGGGGAGGCCGACGCGGCGGGCGUCGCGGGGGCGGCCUCGUCGGGGGAGGACUCGAUCGAGGCGACCGCCGCCGGGGACGUUGACCCGGCCUCGGCUGCCGCGGGGAGGGGUGGCGGCGCCGACGCGGAGGCGAGUGGUGGGGGCGCGGACGGCGCGUCCGGGAACGGGGGUGGGGACCGCGCCUACCAGCGGUAUGACGUGCACCAUGUCGCGAGGUGGAUCGAGCAGAUACUGCCAUUCUCGCUGCUGCUGCUCGUCGUCUUCAUACGGCAGCAUCUCCAAGGUUUCUUUGUCACAAUUUGGAUUGCUGCUGUAAUGUUCAAGUCAAAUGAUAUAUUGCGGAAGCAAACUGCUUUGAAGGGCGAGAGAAAAAUUGCUGUGCUUGUCGGGAUUACAGUAAUCUUCAUGAUUCAUGUGUUUGGUGUCUAUUGGUGGUACAGGAAUGAUGAUCUUCUCAGACCUCUGUUCAUGCUUCCGCCAAAAGAAAUACCGCCAUUUUGGCAUGCGAUUUUUAUCAUCAUGGUCAAUGAUACAAUGGUUCGCCAGGCAGCAAUGGCCAUUAAGUGCAUGCUACUUAUGUACUAUAAGAAUAGCAGAGGUCGUAACUACCGUAAGCAGGGUCAAAUGCUAACCCUUGUGGAAUACCUUCUGCUCCUAUAUCGUGCCUUGUUGCCAACUCCUGUUUGGUACCGUUUCUUUCUGAACAAGGAAUAUGGGAGUCUUUUCUCAUCUUUAACCACUGGACUGUACCUGACCUUCAAGUUAACUUCAGUAGUUGAAAAGGUUCAGUCAUUCUUGGCUGCAGUGAAAGCAUUGUCACGUAAAGAUGUGCAUUAUGGGUCUUAUGCGACAGCAGAACAGGUAAUUGCUGCUGGUGAUAUGUGUGCCAUCUGCCAGGAAAAGAUGCAUGUUCCUGUCCUCCUCCGCUGUAAACAUAUUUUCUGUGAGGACUGUGUCUCUGAAUGGUUUGAGCGAGAACGGACUUGCCCCCUGUGUAGAGCAUUGGUAAAGCCUGCUGAUAUUCGGUCAUUUGGUGAUGGUUCUACAAGUCUUUUCUUCCAGUUGUUUUAGACACCAAAUGGGAAACUGCUAACAUAUAACAAUGGACAAGCAAUUGCUUAUGAAAAUCCAAGUGAAUCCUUUUUUUCUUUAUCAUGUCAUGCCGUCUUCCCCUGCACUGAUGUCAAAGUGAGAAGAUUCGCAGAGAUUAUGUGAGCGCAAUAUGUCUGAUUCAUCUAUAUGUUCGAGAAAUAGUUUAGAGAACUGGUCUGUGGUCAGUUGCGACGUUAGCAUAGAUUUGCAGCAAAUCUUUAUGGGCCUGGUCGGUUUCUGGAGGAAUGAUCAAUCCUAGUGCAAAGCCCUGGUGUGUGUGAUCCCCGCCACGCUAUUGGCUUGCAUAAUGUAAAAAUUUGGAAUUUUUGCAAAAGUAUAUGUACCCCGGCGCAACUGGAGUGAACAAGUUUUGCUUCUUAGCAAGACGAGGGAAGGCAGUGGUAAAAUUGUAACCUGUAAAGCUUUGAUACGUCAAAAUGUUGAAACCAUAUAUAAAAUGUACUUUUUACUAAACAGUAAAUAGUACCAGACCGCAAUGUUAACAUGUCUUGUAUGUUAUUGUACAGUUUUAUAACGCUUCAUUUGAGAAAUAACUCAGGUUUUAUGUUUCAUUUAA
Molecule: messenger RNA, 2153 nt
Organism: Oryza sativa Japonica Group (Japanese rice)
Lineage: Eukaryota; Viridiplantae; Streptophyta; Magnoliopsida; Poales; Poaceae
Biological process (GO): positive regulation of ERAD pathway
Molecular function (GO): ubiquitin protein ligase activity
Source: RefSeq, a predicted model, not a curated record